Populus nigra (black poplar) is the source of this 1553-nucleotide messenger RNA. Its product is annotated as uroporphyrinogen decarboxylase 1, chloroplastic. Gene Ontology annotation, biological process: porphyrin-containing compound biosynthetic process. The transcript is spliced from 6 exons. Gene Ontology annotation, molecular function: uroporphyrinogen decarboxylase activity. Lineage: Eukaryota; Viridiplantae; Streptophyta; Magnoliopsida; Malpighiales; Salicaceae. The record is from RefSeq and is a predicted model, not a curated record. Bases 100 to 1323 code for a protein of 407 amino acids.
UCACUGAUAGAAGAAGACUUGUUAAGAAGAAAAAAUAAAAAAUAAAAAGGAAAGGAAAGACAGAUAACGGAACUCUCCUCCUCCUUCACAAACGAAAUAAUGAACUCUGCUUCUCUUACCAGUGCGUGCAGUUGCUUAACAUGGAGAACCUCUUCAAUCGUGUCCGUACAGCUAGGGUUUAAUCACUCUACAAAAUAUAAAUCUUCUCCCCGAAGAUUCCACAUCGCCUGCUCAUCCUCCUCCUCUUCUUCUGAUCCAUUGUUGGUAAAGGCUGCGAAAGGAGAACCAGUAAGUAGGCCUCCGGCAUGGAUGAUGCGUCAAGCAGGAAGGUAUAUGGCUGUUUACAGAAAGCUUGCAGAGAAAUAUCCAUCCUUUAGAGAGAGGUCAGAGACGACAGAUCUCAUUGUGGAAAUUUCUUUGCAGCCUUGGGAAGCUUUUCAUCCUGAUGGUGUCAUUAUUUUCUCCGACAUACUUACACCUCUACCUGCAUUUGGUGUGCCGUUUGACAUAGAAGAAGUGAGGGGCCCUGUUAUUCAAUCUCCAAUUCGUUCUGAAGAAGGUUUGAAGGCUUUGCAUCCGAUUGAAUUAGAGAAACUUCAGUUUGUGGGAGACUCGCUUAGGAUAUUACGCAACGAGGUUGAGGGGCGUGCUGCAGUUUUGGGUUUUGUAGGAGCGCCUUGGACAAUAGCUACCUAUAUAGUGGAAGGGGGUACAACUCGUACAUAUACAAACAUAAAGAGCAUGUGCCAUACAGCACCACAAGUGUUAAGGGCUCUCCUCUCACAUCUGACAAAGGCGAUAUCUGACUACAUUGUUUUUCAAGUUGAGUCUGGGGCUCAUUGCAUACAAAUAUUUGACUCGUGGGGUGGACAGCUACCUCCUGACAUGUGGGAUCGUUGGUCAAAGCCAUAUAUUGAAGAGAUAGUCAGUACAGUCAGGAAUAAAUGCCCUGAAACGCCAUUGGUUCUUUACAUCAAUGGAAAUGGUGGCCUUCUAGAGCGUAUGAAGGGAACUGGAGUCGAUGUGAUUGGGCUGGACUGGACUGUGGAUUUGGCAGAUGGAAGGAAGCGUCUGGGGAGUGGGAUCAGUGUACAAGGAAAUGUGGACCCUGCUUACUUAUUUUCACCACUUCCAGCAUUGACUGAUGAAAUUCAAAGAGUUGUGAGAUGUGCUGGGCCGAGGGGACAUAUUCUUAAUCUUGGGCAUGGUGUUCUUGUUGGUACACCAGAAGAAGCUGUUGCACACUUUUUUGAAGUUGCUAGAAGCUUGAAGUUUACUACACCUCAAGGUCAUGUGGUGGAAGAACCAAAAUUGGUAGUUUAAGGAGUGGUGUCAGCAAUUUUGUUUUAUAAAUUGGUUUUUCAUUUUGAGUAAACACCUUUCCUGCAUUUUGACCAUUUAAUCUCAUUUUAGCCUGUAAUUGACUCAGGUGCUGAUUAGAGUCGUGAGGCUUUGUACAUGUUUGUGCUAGAGCUAACUAGUAAUGUUCAAUUUAUCUGUAAUUAAUAAAUUCAAGAUGGUUCAAUAAAUCUCUUCUUAUUGAUUCUUGAUUA